This is a messenger RNA of Chenopodium quinoa (quinoa), 495 nucleotides long. Its product is annotated as basic form of pathogenesis-related protein 1-like. Bases 1 to 495 code for a protein of 164 amino acids. The transcript has a single exon. The record is from RefSeq and is a predicted model, not a curated record. Lineage: Eukaryota; Viridiplantae; Streptophyta; Magnoliopsida; Caryophyllales; Amaranthaceae.
AUGAGGUUACUCCUAUUUUCAAUUGCCUUACUCUAUACCAUAACAUUCUUACUCAAAUCUUAUUCAUGCCAAAACCAAGAUGAUGACAACAAAACCUUCCUAAAUGGCCACAACGCUGCUCGCCGCGAAGUCGGGGUAGAUCCAUAUACAUGGGACAAAAGGCUUGAAGCCUAUGCCCAAGACUAUGCUAACAAGGCGAAAUCUGAUUGUAACACGGACAAAGGUUCAAAGGGUCCUUAUGGGUUAAACCUUGCGUCGGGCUACGAAGCCUUGAGUAGUUGGCAAGCAAUGGAUGGAUGGGCUAAUCAAAAGUCCGAUUAUAACUACACAUCAAAUUCUUGUGCCAAAGGUAAAGAUUGCACUGCUUAUACACAAGUUGUUUGGCGUAAAUCGAUUCGCCUCGGAUGUGGCGGUGUUGCUUGUGGCGCUGGAUGGCCUUUAUAUGUAUGUGUGUAUGAUCCUGCAGGAAACAUUCCUGGCCAAAAACCUUAUUAA